Messenger RNA from Alternaria viburni, 279 nucleotides. RefSeq lists its product as uncharacterized. The transcript is spliced from 2 exons. Lineage: Eukaryota; Fungi; Ascomycota; Dothideomycetes; Pleosporales; Pleosporaceae. Bases 1 to 279 code for a protein of 92 amino acids. The record is from RefSeq and is a predicted model, not a curated record.
AUGGCUACGGGAGGUUGGAUCUUGUCUACAAAGCCAAUCUCUCGCUCCGUGGGGACAAGGAGCUACUGGAAGAGCUUCCGUCAUAUCCCGCAAUACCUCAACGUCACUAUUCCCUUCGACAAGCACGCCGUUGUGCCUACCGCGGGCACGGAUAGGAAGAACAAGUCAAGGGCCAUUGCGAUACGCAAGGGCAAUGACUACGAUGUCACUGUCGGACUUCCCGACUCAGACGUUAAGUACGUAGACGACGGUGAGGAUGUCGACAUUUUCGCCGACUAA